AUGGUCCCCUCUUGGUUCCGCCUGGCUUCCCCAUUCGAACCCAGGCUCCAAAACCACAUUCGCCGCCUCGCGACUAAAGCCAACGCUACAGUAUUACCGAGAAACCUAAACGAACAGAUAUCCAUCAGCAAAAUGGCCCAGUCAGGCAAGAAAGCUUUCGGGACGAGCCCCAUCCCGCCCGUAAACAUGGCCUCGCUCAAGCUGCAGAGCGCCGAGAUGGUCAACCACAACACGAAGCGCCUGCGCUUCGAGUUCGCUGACAGCGAGGCCACCAGCGGUCUGGCUCUCACUCAGGCCACACUGGCGCUUGCCUUCCCGAACGGCGGCUGGAUCCCUGCCCCGAGGCCGUAUACUCCUGUCAGCAGUCCAACUCAAAAGGGCUUCAUUGAGUACCUGGUCAAGCUCUACCCCAACGGCAAGGGCUCCGGGACCCUCCACUCCCUGCAGCCUGGCCAGUCGAUGCGGUUCAUGCCCAUCCCCGUGGGCAUGUACCGCCACAACGCCGAGAAGCACAACCAGGUGGCCAUGAUCGCCGGCGGCGCCGGCAUCACGCCAAUGUACACCUUUGCUCGCUCCCUGCUCGCCGACCCGGCCGACCGUACCAAGAUCACGCUGAUCUGGGGUGUCAACGAGACCAGGGACCUCUUUCUCAAGGACGAGUUCCUGCAGAUGGAGAAGGACCACCCGGACCGGUUCCGCAGCGUCUUUGCCAUCUCCAAGACCGACGGUGGAGAGGAGGUUCCCGAGGGCUACAAGAAGGGCUACAUCACCCCCGAGAUGCUCAAGGAGGCCGGCGUGCAAAAGGUGGACGGGCUCAAGGUCCUGGUCUGCGGGCCGCCGCCGUUUGAGAGCGCCCUGCUCAAGGGCAAGGAGGGUGGCGUUUUGGGGGCGUUGGGGUUCAAGAAGGCUGAUAUUCACCAGUUCUAG
This is a messenger RNA of Pyricularia pennisetigena, 927 nucleotides long. RefSeq lists its product as uncharacterized. The transcript is spliced from 3 exons. Gene Ontology annotation, molecular function: cytochrome-b5 reductase activity, acting on NAD(P)H. Gene Ontology annotation, biological process: ergosterol biosynthetic process. The record is from RefSeq and is a predicted model, not a curated record. The coding region runs from base 1 to 927 and encodes 308 amino acids. Lineage: Eukaryota; Fungi; Ascomycota; Sordariomycetes; Magnaporthales; Pyriculariaceae.